Trichomonas vaginalis G3 is the source of this 1167-nucleotide messenger RNA. RefSeq names its product spectrin binding. The record is from RefSeq and is a predicted model, not a curated record. Bases 1 to 1167 code for a protein of 388 amino acids. NCBI's taxonomy places the organism in Eukaryota, Parabasalia, Trichomonadida, Trichomonadidae. The transcript has a single exon. Gene Ontology annotation, molecular function: protein binding.
AUGAAUGGAGGAAUUUCAAAAUUUUAUCAAUGCUUUGUUCGGAAUGAUGUAGAUAAACUUCGUUACCUUGUAGAAGAAUUUGGAUUAGAAUUUCUCAAGAGAGAUGAAUUUUUGAUUCCCUGCAUUUCUUGUGAAAAUAAUUUAAUUAAUUGUACUAACAAGUCAUGUAUUCACGUUUGUGCCUAUUUCAAUUCUAUUGAAUGCUUAUUAUAUCUUUUUAGUUUAGGGUUUAAUCCUAAUUCUAAAGAUUCAACUGGUUUUUUACCUCUUCAUUUUGCAAUUUUUGGUGAAGCAGUUGAUGCAGUCGUAAUACUUCUUAGAUAUUGGAAUGACCCGAAUUCAAUACCAAUAAACACUAAUUUAUCUCCAUUAUUUAUUGCUGCAAGAAUGGGAAAUGUUAAAAUCAUUCAAAUUCUCUUCCAUUAUCAUGCAAUUUAUCCAAAUCCAAAAUAUUUAUCUCCUGCUUUAGAAGCAUUGCGUUGCAACAAAAACGAAGCAUUUAAAAUUCUUUUUAAGCAUGAAUGUGAUAAAUCUGUAACCAAUAAAAAGGAUUUUACUCCUUUAAUGCUUGCAAUUGCCAACAAAAUGGAUGAAGCAAUCAAUAUUUUAAUUGAAGAUAAUAAUGAUAUUGAUACUGUUUCAACAAAUGGAGUUUGCGCACUUUCAUUAGCUUGCCAAGACAGAAAUUUAAAGCUGAUUGAAAAGUUGAUCUUAAGAGGAUAUGCCUCGUUAUCAGUAAAAGCUGCAGGCGGAUCUUCUUUGAUUCAUUGGGCUGGUGCAACUUGCUCACCCGAAAUUUUGAAGUUUGUCAUUAAUUGCGGAGCAAAUGUUAUGGAUAGGACAGAUAGAGGUGAAUCUGCUUUAUCUUUUGUGUUGAGGUUUAUCCCUUCAAAUGAUAAGGAAAUUAAUGAUGUAAUCGAAUCAUUAAAGAUAUUACUUUCAAAUGGGCUGACAUUUAAUGAAAAAUUAAAUGAUGGAAGCGUUCCUUUACUAGAAUAUUUGAUCGACAAAUCGAAAAUCAAUGAAAAAAUAUUAAUAUUUAUACUUUCAACAAAUAUUAAUUUAGAAAUGCCCGUAUUUAACAGAACUCUUAAAUACUUUAUCCAAAGAAUGAAAUUUGGUAAGCUUCAAAAUCUUAUUGAUGAUUUUCUUUCAAAAACCAAAUAA